Molecule: messenger RNA, 1766 nt
Organism: Cyprinodon variegatus (sheepshead minnow)
Lineage: Eukaryota; Metazoa; Chordata; Actinopteri; Cyprinodontiformes; Cyprinodontidae
Gene: chrm4
Product: cholinergic receptor, muscarinic 4
Exons: 3
Coding region: 24-1406 (460 amino acids)
Biological process (GO): adenylate cyclase-activating adrenergic receptor signaling pathway
Cellular component (GO): plasma membrane
Molecular function (GO): G protein-coupled acetylcholine receptor activity
Source: RefSeq, a predicted model, not a curated record
GAGGUCAGUUACAGAAGCAGCUGAUGGGAAGGUGUGGCUGUGACGAUGAGGAGGGACAAACUCUUCCUCAGACCUUUAUAAGCCUCUCAUUGUGGAUCAGAUUGUUGAACAUCCUGAGUCGCUGCAGCAGCUCCAUCAUCAGAGGAAGCAUGGAACUGACAACAGGCCCCACCCUCAACACCUCUGCUUGGCUCCACCCUCCUUACAACACCUCUUCGGGGCCUUGGAUCGAGGCGCCGUAUCCAUACGGCACUGCUGAACUUGUUCUGAUUGGCAUGGCAACGGCCUCUCUAAGCAUCCUCACUGUCCUUGGGAACACACUCGUCAUCCUUUCCAUCAAAGUCAACCGCCACCUACGGACAAUCAACAACUACUUUCUGGUGAGUUUGGCAGCAGCCGACUUGUUGAUUGGACUGCUGUCAAUGAACGUGUAUACGCUGUACAGCCUGAGGGGCCACUGGCCCCUGGGGCCAGAGCUCUGCGACGCGUGGCUUGUUCUGGACUAUGUGGUGAGUAAUGCGUCUGUCCUGAACCUGCUGCUGAUCAGUUUGGACCGGUACCUGUGCACCAGAUGGCCUCUAAGCUACCCGGUGCGUCGAACGGGUCAUAUGGCGGGCCUGAUGAUCGGAGCUGCCUGGCUACUGUCAUUCCUCCUGUGGGCCCCUGCCAUCCUGUGCUGGCAGAGGGCGGGCGGCAGGAGGGUCAUCCCUGAUGGACAGUGUUACAUCCAUCUUCUGGCGAGCCCAGCCGUCACCAUGGGAACCACACUGCUAUCUUUUUACCUGCCUGCGCUGGUCAUGAUUGGACUGUACAGCCGCCUGUCCGUGGCCAGCCGCCACCGACUUUCAGCCUUUCAGGACGGGCGGAGAACGCUUACCCUGUCCCGUCCAGCUGUGAAGAACUUUCUCCUGGGACAACGCAGCUGGGGGGCCAGCAGCCUGUCAUCAGAUUUGUCUCUGCAUCGGCAAGGGACAUCCGGAAGUCCGGUGGACAAGGCAGACAAGUUGGACAGUUGCAAACGCCCGCAUCUCUCCCGGACCUCCUCAGAUUCCUCGUCCAUCGUUGACCUCCACAGCUCAGCCUCUGCAGCGCUGUCUUCCUGCCCCAGCUUCAGGUCCCAGGAGAGGAGGAGGCGCCGGGCGAUGGCGAGAGAAAGGAGGCUGACCAACACCAUCCUCGCCAUUCUGUUGGCUUUCAUCGUAACCUGGACGCCCUACAACGUUAUGGCGGUCAUUGGCGCCUUUCGUCACAUCCGAAUCCCGGACGGCCUGUGGACUGCGGGCUACUGGCUGUGUUAUGUCAACAGCACCAUCAACCCCUGUUGCUACUCGCUGUGCAACGUCACCUUUAGGAAGACCUUCUGCUGCCUGCUGAGCUGCGGCAGCAGGAAGCUAAACCAACACUGAAGCAGGCUGACCAGCCGCUUAUUUCUCUGAAGAACUACUGAUCAGAACCUCUUCGUUUGGAAGGGUAGAGCUUUAAAGUGUUGCUAACACUCAUAGCACUAUAAGCAAGAACAUUUGCUCACGUGUCUAACAACAGAAGGCUGCCUGAGCUUUAGCUUCACUAAACUCACAACUGUUUUUUCUUGAGUUGCAUCCCAUUUAGAAUCAAACAUCUUCUUGCACCUUUUUACUCCUGAUGUUGGAAAACUCACUCGCCACCAGCUCUUUGGCUUGUUGGACAAUUAGUAAACAUGGAGGGCCAUACUCCAGUCAGAUUACUUUAUGAUAAAUAUACACAGAACACUGGAAAAACAAUCUAGA